CCAGCGCCGGCGGCGGCGGCCUUAAGGGCGGCGGCCGCGGCCCGGGGCGGCCCAGUCGGCCUGUCAGCCGGCUUGGAGGCGGCCACCGGCUUUCGCGCGGGCACGGCGGCCAUGGCGGCGGAGGAGGAGAAGGUGGAUCCCGCCGACACCUGCGAGAGGUCAGGAUGGCUAACUGGUUGGCUUCCCACAUGGUGCCCUACAUCUACAUCACAUCUUAAAGAAGCCGAGGAGAAAAUUUUAAAAUGUGUUCCCUGCAUAUACAAAAAAGAACCUGUUUGUAUAUCUAAUGGAAACAAAAUAUGGACACUGAAGUUCUCUCAUAAUGUUUCAAAUAAGACUCCUCUUGUCCUUCUCCAUGGUUUUGGAGGAGGUCUCGGACUCUGGGCACUGAAUUUUGAAGAUCUUUGCACCAAUAGACCUGUCUAUGCUUUUGACCUUUUGGGCUUUGGACGAAGUAGUAGACCCAGGUUUGACAGUGAUGCUGAAGAAGUAGAGAACCAAUUUGUAGAAUCCAUUGAAGAAUGGAGACGUGCCCUAGGAUUGGACAAACUGAUCUUGCUUGGACACAACCUAGGGGGGUUCUUGGCUGCUGCUUACGCACUGAAGUAUCCAUCAAGAGUUAAUCAUCUCAUUUUAGUGGAACCUUGGGGUUUUCCUGAGCGACCAGACCUUGCUGAUCAAGACAGACCAAUUCCAGUUUGGAUCAGAGCCCUGGGCGCAGCAUUAACUCCUUUUAAUCCUUUAGCUGGCCUCAGGAUUGCAGGACCCUUUGGUUUAAGUCUAGUACAACGUUUAAGGCCUGAUUUUAAACGGAAGUAUUCUUCGAUGUUUGAAGAUGACACUGUGACAGAAUAUAUCUACCACUGUAAUGUACAGACUCCAAGUGGUGAGACAGCAUUUAAAAACAUGACUAUUCCUUAUGGAUGGGCAAAACGGCCAAUGCUCCAGCGAAUUGGUAAAAUGCACCCUGACAUUCCAGUUUCGGUCAUCUAUGGAGCCCGGUCCUGCAUAGAUGGUAACUCUGGCACCAGUAUCCAGUCACUGAGACCACAUUCAUAUGUGAAAACCAUAGCUAUUCUUGGUGCAGGGCAUUAUGUGUAUGCAGAUCAACCAGAAGACUUUAACCAGAAAGUAAAGGAGAUCUGUGACACUGUGGACUGAGCACAUUGAAGAUGAUGUGGGAAAACCUGCUGACUGAUGCAGUUCCUCAGCAAUCAUUCACAGUCACAAUGAAGAGCAUGGAACACAAUGAAAGAAGCAGGCAAUCUUCUUGACUGUUCUUUGCACAUGUUUUCUUUAUGAAGUCGCUUGCACUUUUAAACCAGUUAGUGCCUUCUAGAGGAAUGGGUUUCCUUUCUCCUAUACAAAAUCAAAAUAUACAAGAGUCUCCAAAUCUAAUAGCUUUAAUAAAAGGUUAUUUGUA
Molecule: messenger RNA, 1423 nt
Organism: Sorex araneus (European shrew)
Lineage: Eukaryota; Metazoa; Chordata; Mammalia; Eulipotyphla; Soricidae
Gene: ABHD5
Product: abhydrolase domain containing 5, lysophosphatidic acid acyltransferase
Exons: 7
Coding region: 112-1161 (349 amino acids)
Biological process (GO): negative regulation of triglyceride storage; positive regulation of triglyceride catabolic process
Cellular component (GO): lipid droplet
Source: RefSeq, a predicted model, not a curated record